Messenger RNA from Podarcis lilfordi (Lilford's wall lizard), 8982 nucleotides. The record is from the annotation of a GenBank genome assembly. NCBI's taxonomy places the organism in Eukaryota, Metazoa, Chordata, Lepidosauria, Squamata, Lacertidae.
AUGCUGAGGAGCUUCACUCGGCUGGCUAAGGGGCUCGCUCGCUGGGGGGGCCCCAGAUGUGGUCCUCAAAGAGCAGAACCAGCGUCUCGAGGAGUCUUGCCUUCUUCCCAGAUGCCGUUGUGGAAAGCCGCAGUGAGUAUAGGAUCAUAGAGCUGUAGAUUCGGAAGGGAUCCCAAGGGUGAUCCAGUCCAACCCUCUGCAGUCACAGCAUACAUGAGUUGGACGUUCUUUGUGGUUCUGGGACAGUGAUGUUUCAAGCCAUCAUCUAAACGAGAUCCACCAAAUGAGGUCAAAUUUGGGAUCAUUUGGAUGAUGGGUUAAAGAUUGGCCUUUUGCCUGUGCUUUUGGGCACAGAGACUGCUGCCCAGUUGUCUGAUUUGCUGUGUUUUUAUUGGUUUUCUUUUAAAUCUGAUUUUUAUGAUUUUAUUGAUACUACUCCCCUACCCUGCAAUGUCACCUAACAUCCUUCUCUGGUUCUGAGGAGAAGCACUUUUUAUCUGUCACAAACAUACCACCCUUUAUGCUCUUGUCACACAGCCUGACUGUGCUAAUAGCACUGUGCUGGUAGCAGGAUAGGUGCUCGGACUCGCUAAGUGCAGAUUUCAACAGCUCGGGGCUGUCUACACAACCUACUCUUAAAGCUCGCAUCUUCCCUUGACAUAAUAUUGGGGACUGUAAUUUGCCCAUCACAGAAUUACCAUUUCCUGCCCCAUCAACAAACUGCAGUUUCCUGCAUUCUUUGGGGGAAGUCAGGUGCUUUGAACGUAUGGUGUGUAUUCAGAUACGGUAUCAGUUUUGAGCACCAGCGAGACCAGUUUCACAGAAAACAGAAGUUAAUUAUUAUUUUUUUUAUUUUUUUUUAAAUAAUUUUUAUUAAGUUUAAAACAACAUAACAAAAAAAAAACCCGAAAACAGAAGUUAAUUAGGGUAGCUGAAGUUUUGCCAGUUCUUUCGUAGCUUUCAUGUUCCCUGACUUUCGGCAGUGUUAGAUGGGGCUGGCAGGAAUGCAGCAACAUCUGUAGAGCCAAAGAUUCCCCACCCCUGUUGUAAAUAAAGAGAUUGCGCUCUCGUGCAAGAUGGGUGCUGUAUCGAGUGCAAAGCCCAUGUCACGUUAUUGUGCAUGGAUGUGACUAUAAGAGUAAUUUAAAGGUAAAGGGACCCCUGACCAUUAGGUCCAGUCGUGGCCAACUCUGGGGUUGCGGCGCUCAUCUUGCUUUAUUGGCCAAGGGAGCCGGCGUACAGCUUCCGGGUCAUGUGGCCAGCAUGACUAAGCCACUUCUGGCGAACCAGAGCAGCGCACGGAAAUGCCAUUUACCUUCCCGCCGGAGUGGUACCUAUUUAUCUACUUGCACUUUGACGUUCUUUCGAAGUGCUAGAUUGGCAGGAGCAGGGACCGAGCAAUGAGAGCUCACCCGUCGCAGGGAUUCAAACCGCUGACCUUCUGAUCAGCAAAGGGACCCCUGACCAUUAGGUCCAGUCGUCGCCGACUCUGGGGUUGCGGCGCUCAUCUUGCUUUACUGGCCGAGGGAGCCGGCGUACAGCUUCCGGGUCAUGUAGCCAGCAGGACCAAGCCGCUUCUGGCGAACCAGAGCAGCGCACGGAAACACCGUUUACCUUCCCGCCGGAGCGGUACCUAUUUAUCUACUUGCACUUUGAUGUGCUUUCGAACUGCUAGGUUGGCAGGAGCAGGGACCGAGCAAUGGGAGCUCACCCCGUCGCGGGGAUUCAAACCGCCAACCUUCUGAUCGGCAAGUCCUAGGCUCUUUGGUUUAACCCACAGCUAAAAACAUUAUUUUUUAGACCAGGGUUUCCCAAACUUGGGUCUCCAGCUGUUUUGGGGCUACUAUUCCCAUCAUCCCUGGCCGCUGGUCCUGCUAGCUAGGGAUGAUGGGAGCUGUAGUCCAAAAACAGCUGGAGACCUAAGUUUGAGAAACCCUGGUUUAGACAAGUCUAUUCAAAUGCUUAUAACGUUGAGGCAAUUUAAAUCUGUUUUAGUAUUUUAAUUUUUGCGUCUUUUUAGAGUAUGGCUGUUAUUUUUUUCUUGAUUUUCUUGUUUUAUAUUUGAGAUAUUUUUUACAAUCAAGUGGAGUAUAAUUUUUAUAAAAUAAAUAAUUACCACUGAAACUGGCUCAGAGCCAGCUGGGGCAGAGUGUCAUCUUAGCUGUCUGCCCAUUACGUCAGAAAGCAGAAAGCAGCCUCCAGCCUUUGGUAGUGAUUCACACCCACACACCCAGAUCUAUCUCCAUGAGUAGAAUGUGUCCUUUUAUUUAAAAUGCAUCUCUGGGUUAUUUGUGGGGCAUAGGAAUUUGUUCAUUCCCCACCCCACCCCCCAACAAAAAUAUAUAGUCCGCCCCCCCACAAGGUCUGAGGGACAGUGGACCGGCCCCCUGCUUAAAAAGUUUGCUGACCCCGAUGUAUCAUCAUGAUUUUACUGUGUACUAUUAUAUUCUAAUUAAGUAAUGUUACUUUAUUUGAUUUAAGUUACUCCAAUUUAAAGUUAUGUUUUAGGUGUGUGUUCUUCGUUGUAUACUUUGUUGCUGUAAACCGCCUUGUGAAUAGUAAUAUAGAAAGGUGGUAGACAAAUUAAAAAUGAAAUUAAAUCAGCUGUCAAAUCAUUUCCAUCUGCCCCCCUACUUUCCAUGACUUUCCUAGGGUUACACUCAUGCUGUGUAUGUACGUUCAUACAUAUACAUUCAUGUGUGUGUGUGUGUGUGUGUGUGUGUGUGUGUGUAUAUAUAUAUAUAUAUAUGAAUUCAAAGGAGGACUUGAACAGGAAAUCAUAGGAAAAACUUUGAUAAAUGUUUUGUUGUUGUUGUUUUUGCUUUCUCAUGCUUAGAUGACCCCCACUUUUGGCCUUUGCCCCCCCAGAACCUGGACCCUGGAAGAUUCAAAGAGUUUGAAUGCAUCCCUCAAGCUGAAAGUGGUUCCCUACCCCUAGAUUGAAUGCAUUCAGCAGCUGAUGAGAGUGUCAGGGGCAAAAACUGGAGCUGGGCCUAUACCUAGGAGCUUUGAAGGGUGGGAGAGCAGAGCAGGAUGGGAAGAAAGCUGUGUGUGUCCCUGGUGGAAAAUGCUGUAAAUCACAGGUGAUGCUUUUGCUGUGCUAUAACCUGGAUCCUUAUCCCCUCUUUUCUCCGCACCUUUAGUUCCCUGGCUUACGUACAUUCCCUUUCUUUUCAGGCACUAUUCCAUGAGUCUGAGCAUGCAAAGGACUAUUCCAUCCCCAAUGCCAGCUGGACUCCAGAGAUGGUGAAUCAGUUCAACAGAUUCAUGGCGAUGGCGAAAGACGGAACGUGGAAAAGGCUGCCUUCUUAUAGGAAUGUUGCAGAUCACGUUCCAGGCAAGGACCUCUUUUUCAUUCCUUUCUCUCUCUCCUUGCUAAAACCUUUGCCACCAGCCUCUGUUUCAUCCAGAAUAUCAGGGAUGGCAAACUGGUAGUCCUCUGCAUGUUCUUUGAUUCCAGCUCCAAUUGUUCUCGUUCUGUUCUGCCCAAUGUCAAAUUUGGGCUUCUAGUGUUGUAUCUCCUUUCCCUUGGAAUCACCCUCCUCUUAAAUAUUACUAUACAGGUGCCCACUGAAGACCUUCCAUUUCCAAGACGCCAUUUAAGUAGAGAUUUUCCCCAGUCUGUAUCUCUGCUGAAAUUGAUUUUUAAAUAGUUGUACAGAUGUUUUUAUUUGUUUUAUUCAUUGCAUUUGUUCCCUUCUGUGGACUCCAAUUGUUCUUGUUCUGUUCUGCAGAAUGUCAGAAUUGGGCUUCUAGUGUUGUGACUGAAAGGGGGUUGUUGUUGUUGUGUAUUUGUGUUUUCAUUUUGUAUUUUGUUGUAUACCUCCCUGUGAUUUUGGGGCGAAGGUUGGCAUAUCCAUUUAAUAGCUAAUAAUAUUUAGUGGGCGCCUUAAAAAUCAUUCAUAAGGCGCCUGUCUGAGCAGGCCGGUGGCAGGAGCACCUGAAAGGAAGACACCUAAAAGCUACGUGAUGAAACCCUGCCCUCGUCCCUGCCUCUUCCUCUUUCCCAGGCACCGAGAGUUACUCGGUGUUGUUACUGCAUGCAGGUGAGUCCAUAAUAAGACCGUGCUCAUUCACGACUUGAUGCUGCUCCCACAGUAAGGAUGAGGCAAGGGAACGAGCUAAAGGACAGAGCCAGCCGUCUCUUCCUCAGGAACCUCGACGAGGAAGGCAUGGGCUUUGAAUACGCGAUGUUUCUCAACCCGUCGGAGAAAAGGAUGGUGUCCGUGUUCCAGCUUGGUCCCUACCUCGAAGGGCCUCCAGGGUAAGGACUGAACCAGAACCGUGAACCAUUUUCUAAACCAUGGCCCCUUGGAGGUGUUUGAGUGAAUUUGGUGGGCACCAUCCACCUGGCCAUUUUUCUGUGCCCUUCCCUGGAUCAGCGCUCCCAGUAGAGAAAUUGCACAUGUAUACGCCUCACUUUUCCAAGGGAUGUGGGUAAAAGCAGGUUCCAGUGGAAUUACCGUAUUUUUCGCUCUAUAGGACGCACCCGACCGUAGGACGCACCUUGUUUUAGAGGGGGAGAGCAAGAAAAAAAAUCUCCCCCUCUCUGCUCAGCGCCCCUUCAGCGAAGCACCAGGAGAAACGGAGCUCCUUCCAUUUCUCCUCCCGCUUGGCUGAAGGGGCGCUGCGCAACUCUCCCUCUCUGCUGAAGCCAGGAGAGUCUUGCCCUCCUGGCUUUAGCGAAAGGAGCCGAAGUCUUUGGAGCACAGCGCGAGGUCCUGCUGCGCUCCAAAGGCUUCAGGGAUAGCCGCCUGAAGCCUUUGGAGCGCAGCGGGACCUCGUGCUGCUCUCCAAAGGCUUCAGGCGGCUAUCCCUGAAGCCUGGAGAGUGAGAUGGGUCAGUGCGCACUGACCCCUCUCGCUCUCCAGGCUUCAGCGAAAGCAACGUGUAGCCUCCGGAGUGCGGAGGGAGCGCUCCCUCUGCGCUUCGGAGGCUUCGCGUUGCUAUCGCUGAAGCCAAGGAGCCUGCAUUUGCUCCAUAGGACGCACACACAUUUCCCCUUAAUUUUUGGAGGGGGAAAAGUGUGUCCUAUAGGGCGAAAAAUACGGUAAUUUGAGCCUGCAGAGGUUCAGGGGCGUGGUGGCCUGGGAGAGGGCCUUCCUAAGUUGUGGAACUUCCUCCCCACGGAGGUGCAGCUGGAACCCUCAUUACACUGCUUUUGGCAAAUUCUGAAGACCCGCCUCUCAAACCUGGCCUUUGACACCUGAGACUUGUGUUUUCAGGGACCACCACCCUAUUCCUUUUUUAUUUUUUUAUUUCCAAAACAAACAAAAAAAUAAAAUUUACAAACAUCAAAUUCAGCAUCCGUAUUUGUUUCCUAACAUAAACCUGUUACAUGAUCAGCUAAAUCAAAUAUACCUAAUUACUCUAAACUUCUCUUUGCUGUAUACAAAUACAUCACAAUUAGAAAUUAUAUAUUAAAACUUUUAUUUAUAUUGCUCACCACCCUAUUCCUGUGGCUGUGAUCUGUUUUAAAUGUUCUGAAUCUUGAAUCUUGCAUUGUUAUAACCACGUUUUGGGACCUGUUGCUUAAGGGUGGGUUAAAAAUUCAGUAAUAAUUAUUCCAACGAUAAUGGCAAUAUCCCUUCUCCCGUAACAGUGGGCAAAUGUAGUGCCUCUUUAAACAGGCAGUCCAGGAGUACCUGGUAUCCACUCCUGCUCUGGGACCUCGUGUCUCCCUGAAUCCACGCUCUCCUGCCUCCAUAGCCAUGCGUGGAAGUCAUCUUUGCACAUCAUCUUCUUUGUUUCCACAAAGUUUGUGUGGUUUUUAUUUUUUAAAUAAACUUUUGUUUUUUACAGGUUUGUACACGGCGGCUGCAUCGCCACCAUCCUGGACAGCGUCCUUGGCACAUGUGCCAUCUUUGUCGCUGGCAGGGUGUUCACCGCAAACCUCACCAUAAACUACAAGAGGUGAGCAAACCUGCCUUUGUAAAACUAAGAACUUAGGAAAUCGGCAUAGGUCAUGGGUUUGAUUUUAAGCACUCUGCAAAUCUUUCAACACAUUUGGCAAAGCAAGAGUCCAUUCAGUAAUAAGAAUUCUUUUUUUUAAAAAAAUAUAAUUUUUUAUUAGUUUUUUUUAACAUGUCAUUUUCAACAGUAAUUAAACAUACUUUUACAUCUUAUUCAAAUUUUUGACUUCCAUCAAUCCUGUCUGAAAAUUUUCCAAUCUAAUCUCUCAGUAUGCAUUUCUUAUUUUUCCUAUUACAUUUCAAACUCAUAACCAAUAUCUCUAUCUUUUUCUACUUUGUAACACUUCGUAUAUUUCUCCUUACAAAACUUCUUGUAAUCCUACUAGCGUAAUUUGUUGAUUACAGUUGCUCUUCAAAUAAUUCAUAUACUUCUUCCAAUCUUCUGUAAAUCUCUGGUCCCGCAGGUUUCGAAUCCUUCCUGUCAUUUUGUCCAAUUCUGCAUAGUCCAUUAAUUUUGUCUGCCAUUCUUCUUUCGUCGGAAUUUCUUCUUGUUUCCAUUUCUGGGCUAACAAUACUCUUGCCGCAGUUGUUGCAUAUAAAAACAAUUUAGCCAUUCAGUAAUAAGAAUUCAGGACAUUUGAAUAGAACACAUACUCUCCUAGGUUCUUAUUUAAACUUCUCCAAGGGUCUGUCUGGUUUAAAGUUGACUCCGCUACAAAACAUACUAGCAACAGUACAGAAGUCAGCCUAUGCUAUUCUGAAGUUUUUCUAUUCUGAAGGUGGCAGGCUGGUAAUUCCAGCCCUAAAAGUCUAACUAGGGGAAGUAGUAGCUCAAAUGCAGUAUGGUAUUGAGAUCUGGGGGAUAAAUCACAACAACCAAGAGGUCCAGAGGGUGGCAACACAAGAACGGGGCCUUCUCUGCAGUGGCUCCCCUUCUGCGGGAUGCUGUCCCCAGGGAAGUUCACCUGGUGCCUUCAUUAUACACCUUUUGGCACCAGGCAAAAACAUUCCUUUUUAACCAGGCCUUUGGUUGAUUUGAUUGACACCCUAUGCCCUUUUAAAAUGUGGGGGUUUUUUGGGGAGAAGGGGUUAUUGGGUUGUUGCUUUUAUUUUGAUUAUGUAUUUUGAGGUUUUAUAUUUUGAUUUUGUUCUGUGAACUGCCCUGAGGCCUCUGGGUAUAGGUUGGUAUAUAAUUUCAAUAAAUAAUAAUAACCUGAAAGACCUUCAAGUCUGCCAGAAUAAGUUCCUAAGGUGUCUACUGGCAGUACCUCCAGGUACCCCAGCUGCUUUCCUUAGGACAGAGACAGGCAUGGUGUCUCUGUCCUAAAAGCUCCAUCCUAAAAGCUAGGAUGGAGAUGGCUGCUCUUUUGUACUAUAAAAGGGUCCUGGAUAUGCCAGAGGACUGUUUGCCUAGACUCUGCCUGGAGAAACAGCGGAAGAAGGGUGGUUGGGCCAGACUAGUACAAGACAUGCCAGCCUCAAAAAACCUGACAACAGACGUUUUUGUAUUCCCUGGAGUUAAAAGACUGCUCAGGGAUUGGAUCUAUAAGCAGGAUAACGGGCAAGACAUAUCUUUAAUCUGUAUCUCAAAAUUCCCCCGUUGGUACCAUUUGCUGAAAUCUAACCACACCAGAGCCCAAUAUUUGCAGACACUUACCUUUGCCUCCCUGAUAACUGCAUUUAAAGCUCUCCGCUUUCAAACAAUGCCCACAUCAGUCUUGGAUGGAAGAUAUAAGAAAGUUCCAAGGCAUUUAAGAUGUGUGGGGCAGGUGAAGUAAAAGUCCUUCCCCAUUACAUACUCCAUUGCCAGCUCCAUCAAAACCCCAGAAAGAGAUUUUUUUUAACAGAUGUUGGCACUGCUACAGGGACAGAACCCUGGAGUGAAAAUACGUUGGCUAUUAUCUGACUGCAACCCGCUUGUCACAUAUAAAACAGACUUAUUUGCAAAAGCCACUAAAAGUUUUUGUGCUAGUCGCAUAAAAGACAAUGCUGUAGACUGUGCAGAGGACUCAUUAAUUGGAUUUAUUGUAAAUGGUUGUUUAUUUCUGGAUCUUCCUUAAUAGGUUUUAUUGGAGUUUCUCGUUUUGUAACUGGAUCUGUAAUGGCAUUUAGUCAAACACAAUAAAUAAAUAAAUGAAUGAAUGAAUGAAUGAAUGAAUGAAUGAAUGAUUGAUUGGAAGUUGAGGGGUUUUUAAAAUCCCAGUCUGUUUUGGCUGUGGAUUUGAAUUUUAAUAGAUAUAUAAUGGCUUUAUACGUGUUUUUAUUGCUGUUUUAUUGUUGUUAACCAUUUUGGGAUAAAAUAACAUCUCCCCCUGUUAGUCCUAUCCCGCUGGGCUCCGUAGUCUUGGUGGAGAGCAAGCUGGACCGGAUAGAGGGCCGGAAGGUGUUUGUCACUGGGCAUGUGCAGAGUGUCGAUGGGCAGACGGUUCACACAGAGGCCACAGGUAAUGGCUUGGUUCUUGCUAUCGUUUGCUGCUGUCGUCGGUGCUACGUCAAAGCUUUCACACAGCAUUUUAUUUUAUUUUAUUUUAUUUAUUAAUGUUGCAAUACAUAUAUAAAAUCUUUACAUAAUAAUACAUAUACAGUAUAUUCGUAAAUUCACAUUUUCACAUUUCAUUAUGUACCAACAUUUAUCCAUUUCUUAUUUCUUGCCCUGUGUCUUCCCUCCACCCAUGCGUGACUUCCUUGUUAUUAUUUUGUAACUUUAUUAUUGAGGUUGUAUUCUUGUAUCUUAAUAAUUAAACAUUCAGUCUUAUAUAUCUGCUUAGCUUAGCUUAGCUUAACUUUGUGAAAUCAGUCUAUACAGAUCAAUAAAUCCUUGUUGGAGCAUCUUUUGGUCAUGUAUUCUUCUACACAUUUCCAUUCCUGUUUGAGAUUUUGAUUAGAUUGCAUUCUAAUUGUUGUCAUUUUUGCUAAUUCAGUCACUUCAAAAAAAAUUAUGUUGCCAAUCUUUCGAUGUUGGUACUCACACAGCAUUUUAUUUUAUUUCUCCCCUCCUGUUUCUGUUUUAGCUCUCUUCAUCCAGUUGCAGUUAAAGGACUCCAUCCAGCAGCAAGCCUCUUCCAAAUAG